This is a messenger RNA of Cygnus atratus (black swan), 1025 nucleotides long. RefSeq names its product CXXC repeat containing interactor of PDZ3 domain (gene CRIPT). The coding region runs from base 63 to 368 and encodes 101 amino acids. The record is from RefSeq and is a predicted model, not a curated record. Gene Ontology annotation, cellular component: dendrite. Gene Ontology annotation, molecular function: microtubule binding; PDZ domain binding. Gene Ontology annotation, biological process: cytoplasmic microtubule organization. The transcript is spliced from 5 exons. NCBI's taxonomy places the organism in Eukaryota, Metazoa, Chordata, Aves, Anseriformes, Anatidae.
CAGCAGCAGCUCGUCAGCUCCGGGGCGGACCCGGAAGGUACCGGUUGUUGUGAGGGGCAGCCAUGGUGUGCGAGAAGUGUGAGAGGAAGCUCGGUACCGUGAUCACUCCCGAUACGUGGAAGGACGGGGCGAGAAACACCACAGAGAGUGGUGGCCGAAAGCUAAAUGAAAACAAGGCGUUGACCUCAAAGAAGGCAAGAUUUGAUCCUUAUGGAAAGAACAAAUUUGCAAUAUGUCGGAUUUGUAAGAGUUCCGUCCAUCAGCCAGGGUCUCACUAUUGUCAAGGAUGUGCCUAUAAAAAAGGCAUCUGCUCAAUGUGUGGCAAGAAGGUCUUGGAUACGAAGAACUACAAGCAAACCUCUGUCUAAUUAUAUUGAUCAGUCUUUUCAUGAACUUUAACUAAGGCAUCUUUGUACAUUAACCGUUCUCUGAAAUCAUUUGUGAAUAUCAGUUUCUGGAAGAUAAUACAUUUACAUGGAAUGAGAUGAGAGAUAAAGAUUGCCUGAUUGUAUAGAAAUGUACAUGAUAUUUGAUUUUUGUUGUUUUAGCACUAAUGUUAACUGAUACUUAAGGUAAUGGUUUGCAGCAACUGCUACAGUUCAAAGUGACAGGUUGAAACUAUGUUACCAUCGUAACAUCCUUGAGAUUAACACUUCCAUUGUUCUGUUGCUGCAUCUCGAGUCUCUUGCUUGUCUGGUAGUAAUGCUUUAUAGAUGUGUAAAAUAUGAGGUUAUUUCACCUCGUGGAAGUAGCAUCUUUGUUUAGGUAUGCAUAUUUAUAAUUCCUCUCAUCCCUAUUAUGUCCUGUACUUUGAAGUGCUGCUUUUCAGAGUUUGAUUCAAGUGUUCUGUUGAAACAGUAGGGUUCUUUGUAUUGCAGCUUGUUAAUCUACUAAAAUGCAGUGUGUUACUCUGCCAGUUUGUACUUUUGCAGUAAGACUGAGCUGUUCUCCUAGCAACCCCUAAGGAGUUCUACAUACAGCAUUUGGUGGCCCAAGGCAAUAAAAUAAUGAGCAUAAAUUUCUAA